Molecule: messenger RNA, 2748 nt
Organism: Effrenium voratum
Lineage: Eukaryota; Dinophyceae; Suessiales; Symbiodiniaceae
Source: the annotation of a GenBank genome assembly
AUGCUACGCAAGUUGGCUUUGGCGUUGACCCUGUCCUUGGCCCAGGGGCAAACUCUUCUUCGCAAUGUGGCCAUCGGUGUGAAUGAUGCCAACGGCACGGCAAUCGCAACCGGCGAGACGCCACACUCCCUGUUCGUCGGCUUCACCUGUGUGACCGGUGGCACCACCACGGCCACCGUCUCACUGCCUUCCGGCCUGGCCUCCACCUCCGGGUCGUUGACCAUCGUGGGCGCCAGUCCGCGGCGCCUCGAGGAGGAGGCGGACGAGGCGGACCUGGAGGGUGGCCGGCGCCUGGCGGUGACCUGCGAGGCGUACGGCACAGCCUCCAUCAGCGGCACCACGCUCACCCUCCCAGUUCGCACCAUCGGUACUGCCAGCGAUCCGUGCGUCGCGGGAUCCUCGCUCUCGGUCACCUUGACCGCGAAUACUGCCACGUACAACAGCGUUUCCACGGGCUCGCUGGCUUUCUCGGUGGUGACGAAUGUGGACUCGGCCCCUGUGAGCGUGACCAUCUCCGUGGACAACUCAGGCACCUUCAGCCUUUCGGUGGUUGGAGAUCCCAUCACCUGGUACAAGGGCAAGAAGAUCAAGUUCUGGUUCCCCCCCCAGGAGCUGAUGCCACUGCUGCAGACCCCGGAGAUGACCAUUUGGGCCAGAACCUUCACAGGGCCUUCCAUCGACUACCAGUGGUUCGAUCGCUUCAUGAUCACCUCUCCUGAGGGCAAGGAGAUUGUGGAUAUCAACGUUCGCCGUGCCACCCCUGGCGCGAACCGCUCGAACUUCGCCCGCGACAACUUCCGACAGCUGGACAUCAAGGUGCAGGGCACCAAGACAUUGCUCCACCGCAGUCAGCAGCUGUACUCUGCGGGCAGUGGAAACGUGAAGGUCGGAGUGGGUGCACGCGUUGUCCAUCCUCCACGCGUGCACUCCUCCCCGCUCCUGGAGUUCGUCAUGGUGGAGAGUGAGUCCAUCUCCUUCAUGGUCCACGCCAGCCAUGCCGGCAGCGAAUUCCCAGGCGAUGCUGCCAAGCAGGUGAAGUACACACACCUGGACUGGAUCACCCUGGAGAUGCCGGGCAUGGCCAGCUUCCGGGGCGUGCUGCCGCAGAUUUGGGGCGUCCAGCCGCGCCAGCCGGAGGUCGAGGAGAUGCUUGUGGCGCCGUCGCAGCGCAAGUCCAUGACUGUGUGCGAAGCUGGAAGCCCCGGUUUGCUUUCGCAGAAGCUCCGCGAGGUGCGUUUGCUACAGGCCCUCGGGCAGGAGAGUGGGCCGCGGAGUUUCGGGGAUUUGGACUUUCUGGAUCGGCGGAUAGUCAGCAACUGGCUCUUCAUGAGCAAGCCCAACGUCACCCAUGUGCACCAGGUGUUGGUGAGCCCCACCUUCCUGUACGUCAUCAUGGAGUACUUGGAUGGCCCUGACCUGUCUCAAUGGCUGCUCUCUCCUGAGGGCCAAAAACGCACCGAGAUGUCGGUGAUGAGGAUGUUGCACCACAUCCUGGUGGCGGCGCGUGAAGUGCACCGCCAUGGCUUCGUGCACCGAGAUUUGAAGUUCGACAACUUCCGCUUCGCCCAUGGCCCGUCAAGCGAGCUAAAGCUUGUGGAUGUUGUCGGGACCAUGUGCUUCCGCCCUGAUCGGCUGAUUUCCAAAAGCUGGUGCGGCACGGGUCCCUUUCUGAGCCCAGAAGCGCUGCUGGGUGAUGUGUCGCCGGCGGUGGACAUGUGGGCAAUCGGCGUGAUGGCAUUCAGCCUUCUUCACGGGGAUUUGCCUUUCCAGGCCUCUUCCAUCUCCGAGCUCCGAGACGCACACGCGCAGGAGCUGCCGGACGCUUUUGGGCCCACCAUCCUGCCGGAGGCGAAGGCCUUGGUCAAGCAGCUGCUGCAACCGGACCAGGAGCAGCGGCCCACCGUUGAUCAGGCCUUGGCGCGCUUGGAGGGCCCCAGGGGCUGCUUGGAACGGGCAGACGCCACGGAAGCGCUGCCCUUGGCGAAGAACCAUCGGAUCCACAACGACUCCUGGAGUGCAAGUCCUGAUUUGAAGCCUCCAGAGGUGAAGACUUUGUUCCUCAUCCGCCAUGGUGAGGCUGUACAUAACAUCGAGGAGCGCCAGGCGAUGCAAGUCGCCAAGUCGGAGGCCGUGAAUGAUGGCCUCACGCCGAGCAACCGGGAGUUCCAGAAGCGGGUGGAGGCUGCCAGGAAGAAGGUGCUGCUGGACGAGAAUCUCCACGACGCCGCCUUGUCGCCCAGCGGCAAGAUGCAGGCACUGGACGCGCUGGCGGUGAUCAAGCGCCUCAUCAUGCAAGGCUACGCCCAGCCCACUGCCAUUUACGUCUCUCCGCUCCAGCGGACUUUGCAAACCGCCGCGAUCCUGUUUCCAGCGCAUCCUGGAAUCCACGUCCGGGAGGAGCUGCGGGAAAGGCGCACGGGCUUGCCCUGCGACGAGCGGAAGCGCGCGGAGGUGGUCUCCAUGCGCGCGACCUUCAACUUCAUGUCCUUCGACGAGCUCAAGAACCAUGACCGGUCCAGGCGCGCGCCGGCCUUGGCUGGUCAGGAGGAGGACAAGUCGGAGCUGCGGUGCCGCACCGCGCUGCUGGAGGCAUUGCUGCGAGAACAGGCAGAUUCCAGUCUUGCUGUGGUGACGCACAAGGGGUACUUGCGCGAGCUGGAGCGCGGCCCGCUGCAGAACCCCGAGGCCAAAGAGUUCGGCAACUGCGAGGUCCGUGUGUACCAGGCGGAUCGGUCACGUGGGCCUUAG